This is a messenger RNA of Cuscuta epithymum, 556 nucleotides long. NCBI's taxonomy places the organism in Eukaryota, Viridiplantae, Streptophyta, Magnoliopsida, Solanales, Convolvulaceae. The record is from the annotation of a GenBank genome assembly.
AUUAGAAAGUCAGAUUGCUUCUCGCAACAGAAAAGUUACAAAAACAGAAGAGGUAAAACAAAACCCUAAUCUCUCAAACUCGUAAGAUUCUCACGCCAUAUCUUCAGGAUCAGAUUGCCUUCCACGAUAAUUCGAGAAGGGAGCUUCCCGUUUUUCUUCCCCAGAUGAUAGUUAAGAGGAGUUCGGCGGCGGAUAUGGUCGCCGAAGCAGAGAUUUUGUGCCAGCAGAGCGUUUCGGUUCAGUACAUCCGCGUCUCCAAGCCCGUUGGUAAUGAAUUGGAGUUGUUCGACGUCGAGACGCCGGAUAUUUCCACGCCUCCCAUCGAGGUGGAGUCCUUGUCCAUCGAAAUCUCUCGUUCUGAGUCGGCUGUGAAGUGCUCAACUAGCAUUCAAACUGCUUUAAAGCACGCAUCGAGAAAGGCCAAUUAUCUUCCAUGCAUUCGUUCUGGUAGCCACACUGACAUUGGAGCACGAAGAUCAAAUGAGGACGAACAUGUCAGGAUUGAUGAUCUAUCUGCCCACUUGGGUCCUUUAUAUAGAUGGCCACUACCAAGUUC